Rhinocladiella mackenziei CBS 650.93 is the source of this 1335-nucleotide messenger RNA. RefSeq lists its product as uncharacterized. Bases 1 to 1335 code for a protein of 444 amino acids. The transcript is spliced from 2 exons. Gene Ontology annotation, molecular function: clathrin-cargo adaptor activity. Gene Ontology annotation, biological process: clathrin-dependent endocytosis; intracellular protein transport. Gene Ontology annotation, cellular component: cytoplasmic vesicle; AP-2 adaptor complex. NCBI's taxonomy places the organism in Eukaryota, Fungi, Ascomycota, Eurotiomycetes, Chaetothyriales, Herpotrichiellaceae. The record is from RefSeq and is a predicted model, not a curated record.
AUGUUGAGUGGUAUUCUCCUCUUUAACCAGAAGGGUGAAAAUCUCAUCUUUCGUGCCUUUCGUCCAGACUGUCGACCUCGACUUGCAGACAUAUUUCGAAUCCAAGUCAUCUCCAAUGCGCAAGUCAGAUCACCCAUUCUCACCCUGGGCUCCACCACUUUCAGCCAUGUCAAACACGAAAAUAUCUACAUUGUAGCUGUCACCAAGAGCAAUGCCAAUGCCGCCGUCGUGUUCGAAUUUGUCUACCGGUUGAUAGGGCUAGGAAGACAAUAUUUUGGGAAAUUCGAUGAAGAGGCAGUUAAGAACAACUUCGUCCUUGUGUAUGAGCUACUCGAUGAAAUCCUUGACUUCGGCUACCCUCAGAACACCGACGUCGACGUUCUCAAGAUGUACAUCACCCCGGACAAUAUCUCCUCCGCCAUAAGAUCUGUUUCUGCCCCGCCGAGUGACACGUCCAAAAUUACCAUGCAAGCGACAGGUGCCCAAUCAUGGCGGAGAGGAGACAUCAAAUACCGCAAGAACGAAGCGUUUGUGGACGUGAUUGAAGAUGUGAACCUGCUCAUGAGCGCCACCGGUACUGUUCUUCGAGCAGAUGUCACGGGCCAAAUUAUCAUGAGAGCAUAUCUCAGUGGAACGCCGGAGUGCAAAUUUGGUCUUAACGAUCAAUUGGUUGUGGGCCAAGUUGGUCAAGGUAUGGACGGGCCUGUGGGGAAUCAAGAUGGCAAACGAAAAGCUACACGAGCAGCGGCCGGUUCGGUCACAUUGGAAGAUUGUCAAUUUCAUCAGUGCGUGCAGUUGGGCAAGUUCGAGACCGACAGGACGAUAUCUUUUGUGCCCCCUGACGGAGAAUUCGAAUUGAUGCGGUACCGAGCGGUUGAAAAUGUCAACCUGCCCUUCAAAGUUCACGCCAUUGUCCGGGAAGUGGGCACCACCAAGGUCGAAUAUAGCAUUGCUGUCAAGGCCAACUACGGCAGCAAGCUGUUCGCGACCAAUGUGGUCAUUAGAAUACCGACUCCGUUAAACACCGCCAAUAUCACGGAGAGGACCACACAAGGAAAAGCCAAAUACGAGCCCGAAAACAACUGCAUCGUAUGGAAGAUUGCCAGAUUUGUUGGCGGCAGUGAAUUUGUGCUCAGUACCGAAGCACAUCUGACCAGCAUGACGAAUCAAAAAGCCUGGUCGCGACCUCCACUGAGCAUGAAUUUCUCUUUGCUCAUGUUCACCAGCUCUGGACUGUUGGUGCGGUAUCUGAAGGUUUUUGAGAAGAACAACUACAGUAGCGUUAAAUGGGUUCGCUAUAUGACCAAAGCUGGAAGCUACGAGAUACGAUUUUGA